Molecule: messenger RNA, 2116 nt
Organism: Ylistrum balloti
Lineage: Eukaryota; Metazoa; Mollusca; Bivalvia; Pectinida; Pectinidae
Product: HMG box-containing protein 1-like
Exons: 13
Coding region: 1-1791 (596 amino acids)
Biological process (GO): regulation of transcription by RNA polymerase II
Cellular component (GO): nucleus
Molecular function (GO): RNA binding; RNA polymerase II cis-regulatory region sequence-specific DNA binding; DNA-binding transcription factor activity, RNA polymerase II-specific
Source: RefSeq, a predicted model, not a curated record
AUGGCGUCGAUUGGAGCCAAGGGGCCAAGCCACUCCAAAAGGACCCCAAUAGUGACACAACGGAUGCAGCAAUUCAAACAGCGUUCCCAUGGUGAUGUAUCAACACAGAAGCUGCACCGUUGUGAGGCCAAGGGCUGUGAUAAGGCCUUCACAAGUCUGCCCGGACUUAAGUAUCACAUGAACACUAGCCAUAGUGAGACACACCAACAGUUCCAUUGUCAUAUGUGUCAUAACUCAUUCAAAAGUGCUAAUGGUCUGAAGUACCACACAGAGAAUAAGAAGGCAAAGUGCCAUGAAGAGGGUGGGACACAAAAGUCAUGCUUCUGUUGUCCAGAAGUCGAGGCAGACACCACCACUGGUCAGCAGUCUGGGGUCUCAGAUAGUGAAGGUGACCACAUCAACAUUGAGGAGAUUGUUAGUGACAGGAAUUUUUCGUGCUGCUCAGAACUCAAAGAUAAAUUUAUGGGUGCAAAUGAGGGCAUACAGAAGGAAACUAAAGAAUUCGAAAAGAAGGUGCCCCCUCCUCUUCAACUUUUGGAGGAGGACGUUAGCAUCAAGGAUUCAGAUAACAUGCAGCAGCUGGGGUGUGGGGAGGCUUGUAAACUCUAUAAGGGGCCAAGAACAGACUCUCGGGCCUCAAGGGACAACGUUCCAACAGAGGUCGGAGCUGGUGCGGCGGACAUGCUGAAAGAGUUUGCCAUCAUCGCCACCAGCCCACAGAGUCCACUGAUGCAGACUGGUCAGCCCUUCUGCUGGGACAAACAUGUACAAGCUGAAAAAUCUAAAUCCAUGGGCAUGGAGGAUCAAAAGUUGGGAGAGGGCAAGUUGGCAGGUUACCAUGGGAACAGUGACUACUCCGAUAGAAACCUAACCAAUGAGACAGUCUCUCAACAGGAGAAAGGCAGCUAUUAUUAUAGUGAUCACAGUGAGGAUGGCAGUGACCCUCGAGUGACUUCCUCCUCACCCUUCCCAGCAUCCAACUCUAUUGACGGGGACUGGUCCCAUAAAUGGCCGACAGCUGUCUGGCAGUGUUUUGUUAAAGGAACUAUAGUGCACUUUAUAGAUGGUAAUGGAGACUGGAAAAGUGUGGAGGAGCUAGCAAGGCAUAAAGAACUGUCACAACAGGCCUGUAGACAGGGCAAAUGUCCAAGCUUUGCUCCCAAUGGCCUCUUAUUGAAGGAUAUACAGUGUAGACAACCAGAGACGACCAAUCUUCUCUUCUCUGCUGAGGUCAAAGGUCAAUCAGAUGUGCUUGUCCAGUGUAAGACUGACCACCCUUUCUUUGUUAAAGACAAAGGAUGGGCGUCUCUUAAUGACACAAUGACAGCAGAACACUAUGGUAUCCCUUGUAAUCAGUUGGAAAUAGGGGACCUAUGUCUUCCUCCGUCCCAUCCUGAUGCAGCUUUUGGUACAUUCCAAAGUGACACAACUAGUCCAAGCUACACAUCUGCCGUAUUCACACUCAGUAACAUGGCUCAGCAGAGGAAUCAGAGGGAACUGGAAGUAAGCCCAAAACUGACCACUGGGCAAGCAACUAGGAAGCGACCGAUCAAAACAGAAUCCUUGAAGGCCAAGAGACCAAUGAACGGUUUCAUGUUGUUUGCUAAAGAGCAUCGCCUGGAGUAUACCCAAAUGUUUCCAGGGAAGGACAAUAGGUCCAUCAGCAUCCUUCUUGGUGAUAGAUGGAAAGAAAUGAACAUGGCGGACAGGAACGCCUACUCUGAGAAAGCUAAAGUACUUGCUGAACAACAGAAGAAGAUGCAUCCUGACUGCUGGAAACGCAAAAAAUGAAAAUUUUGGUAUUAUAAAAGACAUGAAGACAGCUUGACAUCAGAUCUCAUUUACAUGUAUCACUGCCAACUUCUUGGGUUUUGCCUGUGCAGCAAUCUUUAGGGCACCCAAGGAGGACUUAUUAGCAUUUUACUAGUUCAACAACUUUUUAAGUGUCUAUUUUGUUAAUUUUGCUCCACAAAGAAGCAACACUUUAUUUAGUCACCACAAAUCUGAAAAUGUAAGUAUAUUUUUUUUACUUAUGAAUUCCAUGAGACAUAGCAAUCAUCUCUUGUGUGUAUAAUUACAGGUUUUCUAAGGAAGCACAGAAAUAUACUGAGUUUGA